Messenger RNA from Pseudophryne corroboree (corroboree frog), 2674 nucleotides. RefSeq names its product transmembrane protein 196 (gene TMEM196). Lineage: Eukaryota; Metazoa; Chordata; Amphibia; Anura; Myobatrachidae. The coding region runs from base 720 to 1250 and encodes 176 amino acids. The record is from RefSeq and is a predicted model, not a curated record. The transcript has 4 exons.
CUAUUGCUCAUGAGCUGCACAGUGUCUCACACUGACAGAGGCAAAGGUGAUAAAUCUCUUAUUCCCACCUGCUGCAGCCAAGACGGAGAAUCUGCAAUUCUACAAGAGGCUAAGCAAAGAAUUGCUCUUUACAUUGCCAGUAUCUCGUCAUACAGUAUAGUGAGCUCCAGCUCUGGAGCCGCCCACUACUUCAUACCGCCCUAAGCAAUGCAUAAUCUAGCUAAUGCAAUCUCCCUUCCUGCAUGGUGCAUAGAAUCCUCUGGUUGUAAUACCGACACCAGUCGACCAUAGGGGUGAAACUCAGGCUCCAGUAUAGAAUUUGUGAGACAGAAUACAGGAGCUGCAACGAAGGGUGCUCCUUAAGUGACGGGAAAAGCUACACAGUGACUUGGACUUAAGCAAUCAGCACCCUCGACUUCAGCACCCUGGACAGCGUCUUGCAAUGAGAACCCUCCGGCUGCCCUGGAACCUGUGAUGCGUCCUGCUUUGCACCUAUGAUGUCUCCUGCCUGGCACCUAUGAUGCAUCCUGCCUGGUACAUGAGGAGUUUAUUUACCCCCAGUGUCAGCAGUGUGCCUGCCAUGCAGAAUUUGUGUGUUUCCUGAAUAUGUGCUGUAGGAAAAGUUUGGAGAGGAGCAGAGCAGGAAGACGCAAGAAGAAGAUCUGAGGCUGAUGGAUGCUUCCCCUGCCUGAGCUGGGAGGAAUGAUGCCCGGGGAAGCAUGUGCACCAGCAGCCAGAUCAUUGGGAGCCUCCUGGUGUUGUCUGUGCUGGAGAUAGGACUGGGCUUGUCCAGCAUCGCGGUGGGAGCUGUCACAGUCAUCAGGGUCAGGAAUCGGACGGAGCCACCGCUGCAGCUAGGAGACUCCUCUCCGGUAUGGAGCGGGGCGUGUUUUCUAAUUUGUGGCAUUUGUGGAGUCUUAUGCGCCAAAAAAAAAUCAGGACUUAUAAUGAUUCUCUUUUCGGCCUGCUGCAUCUGUGGACUUAUUGGAGGCAUCCUAAACAUUCAGUUCUUACGCCCCCUCUCCAAAAAAUCAUCAUUGCACCUCGCUUCACUGUCACUUGCAUGCAUAGGUAUCAGCGGCUGCACCAUAUCUACAUGGCUUACUUGUCGUCUGGCCAGUUAUGAGCAAAGGAGGAUGUUUUUAGAAAGAGAACAUUCACUUCAUCACUCACAUGAAAUGACAGAAAAGGAAACCAUUGAAAACAUCAACAAUGGAGGAGGACAGCAUGUUUUUAAUGGGCGAGUGUAGAGCAGUUUUCUAAUAUGUUGACUCAAGUUAAUUAAGAAUAUUGUGAUGAGUUAUUGAAGUACAAUACCACAACAUUAUAUUUCCACUUGAAACCUUUUUAGUACUGUGCUGGCAGAUUGCUGUCGUUUUUACUAAAAUUAUGCAUCAAGUUAUUGCCUAUCACUGAGAUUGACAAUAUUGGAAAUUAUGCACAAAAAUUCCUAAGCAUAUGACAUAGAAAAGUACAGUGUUUCUAUUAAUACAUAUGGACAAUUUAUCUUAAGUCUUUUCCCACUGUUUCAGAAAGUGCUAAUGAAAAGGAGUGAUCUUAGCAGAGCCAAGCAAACUUUUAUAACACUGAAACUAAGCUCAAAUGCUUCAGAUGAAGUGUUACUACCAAAGUGAGUAUUCAGGGUAUUUCAGCAUAACUGGCAUAAAAGAUAACUCAGUCAGAUAAACUACAGACGGACUCUCCCAUAUGUUUGGGGCCAGAAAUAUUUUGGAUAUCAGAUUUUUCUGUAUUUUGGAAUAUUUGCUUACCAUAAUGAGAUAUCUUGGGGAUGGGACACAAGUUUAAACCCAAAUUGCAUUUAUAUUUACUAUACACCUCAUACACAUAACCUGGUGAUCAUUUUUUUUGCAUAAUAAUUUUAAUUACGCAUAAAACAAAGGGGGUGACUCAGACCUGAUCGCUGAGCUGCUAAAUUUGUAGUGCUGUGUACAGAUAGUCGCGGCCCAAAAGGAGUGUAUAUUUGCUGUGCAAGUGUGCGAACGCAUGUGUACGACGAGCUGCUAAAAAUCCCUCAGUCAGCGGACAGCUGCAAAUUCGUUCUCACCUCACUCACCAUCAAAUGAUUUUUCCAGUGUGUGCGGUCUGUGCGCAGCCCAGGACUUACUCCUAUAGUGCGACAGGAUCAGGCUGAUCGGCGCCGGAGUUGACGUCACAUACCCUCCCUGAAAACGCUUGGGAAUGCCUGCAUUUUCCCUGACACUCCCAGAAAACGGUCAGUUACCACCCACAAACGGCCUCCUCCUGUCAAUUGCCUUGCGAAUGGCUGUGCGAUUGAAAUUUUCGCAGCAGCCUGUAGCUGUCCGGCGAUGCCUGUUGCUGUUUGCCAAUGUGCGUGCGCAUUGCAGUGCAUAUGCAUGCGCAGUCUAUCAAUGAUCACCCGCUCUGCGAAAACGCACCGCAGCGAUCAGGUUUGAAUCACCCCCAAAGUAUACAGUGAGCCAUCAGAAAACAGGGAUUUCACUAGUUCACUCCAGCUAAUAAAAAUACAUAUUUCUGAAUAUUUAAUAACUUUGGAUAAUGGAGACUCAACCUGUAAUGCUUAUAAACAAUUAGGGGUGGGAUGUACUAAGCAGUGAUAAAAGUGGAGAAGUUGCCCAUGGCAACCAAUCAGCAUUGACAUAACAUUUAUAGUUUGCAUACUAUAAAGUAUACA